This is a messenger RNA of Labrus bergylta (ballan wrasse), 1678 nucleotides long. Its product is annotated as forkhead box protein Q1. Gene Ontology annotation, biological process: anatomical structure morphogenesis; regulation of transcription by RNA polymerase II; cell differentiation. The record is from RefSeq and is a predicted model, not a curated record. Lineage: Eukaryota; Metazoa; Chordata; Actinopteri; Labriformes; Labridae. Gene Ontology annotation, molecular function: DNA-binding transcription factor activity, RNA polymerase II-specific; RNA polymerase II cis-regulatory region sequence-specific DNA binding.
GCGUGUCUCCGGAGACAGAUCUGUACUCUGCUGCUCAGACUGAGGCUCAGGGUGCCUCCAGCGCCUCACACGAGCCUUUACAACAAACACACAGAGACUUUCAUUGGAGCUGCUGCACCUGCUCUGCUGAUCAGCUCAGACCAGACUUAAGAAGACUCUUCGGGAUAGAAGGUUAUCUUUCCAUUUAAAGAAAAAUGAAACUUGAAGUUUUCUCUGCGCACCACUUCGCGCAGAAGCCGCUGGAGUUGUGCAUGGACGCAGACGGGGGAGUGCCGUCUCCUCUGUCCGGGGACGAGCUGGGGUCUGACGGGGACUGCGUGGCCAACAGCCCGGCACCUGUCACCCAGAGCGGUGACAGCAGCAAGGGGAAGCCAUACACCCGCAGACCUAAACCCCCUUACUCCUACAUCGCCCUCAUCGCCAUGGCCAUCAGAGAGUCCAGCAGUGGCCGCCUCACGCUGGCAGAGAUCAACGACUACCUGAUGAAGAAGUUUCCAUUCUUCCGCGGCAGCUACACCGGCUGGAGGAACUCUGUGCGCCACAACCUCUCACUUAACGACUGCUUCCUCAAGGUGCUGCGGGACCCGUCCCGGCCCUGGGGAAAGGACAACUACUGGAUGCUGAACCCGCACAGCGAGUACACCUUCGCUGACGGGGUGUUCCGGCGCAGGAGGAAGCGCAUCGCUAAGAGGAGCUCCACCAAGGAACAGGAGAGCCAGGACCUCCUGAACGAGGACACCCGCCUCCCCGUCCCGGAGGAGAGGGUGGGGGUCAAGUUCUCCAGCUCCUUCGCCAUUGACAGCAUCCUCAGCACACCCUUCAAACGGCGGGAGGACAUCCACGCUGAGGCAGCACACCCCCACGCCCCCCGGAUCUACUGGCCCCCAGGAGCACACCUGUUGCCCUUCACUCUGAGUUAUCCUGCACAGCACACGUACCUGUCAGAGGGUGGGUACAGCAGCAGCACGGAGCCAGGGAGGGACGCACUCAUAUACCUGCAACAGACAGCACCUGAGGCCACUCUGCACGCGCUCAAGGUGUCCAGUAAGGCGCGAGCGUUCCAUAUAGACACUCUGCUGUCAUGAGGCACGCGGACUGCUGGCACACUGAAUGUGUGGACUCAUGAUGUGCACUUUCGUGGGCGCUUUUUAUCUUUUUUUGCUUCACCUUUGUGGGACUUAGUCUCGUCAUGACCUCCCACAAGUCAUUCUAAAGUCAAAACAAAAACAAACAUGGCGUCCUAAUAAUAAAGAUUCUAACUGUGUGGUGGUGACCGAGCAUAAAGCUGCUGUCAUCAUAGGAAAAGUGUGUGUGUGCAUGUGUGUGUGUGUGUGUGUGUGUGUGUGUGUGUGAGGAUCGUUUAGAGCGCGUGUUUGUAUCUGUUGUUUGGUUCAUUGUUCAUUUCUACUGUAUGACGGCUAAAAGUGCCACAUUGAAACAUAAAAUUAUUCCUUUAUUUAUAUUUUCAUGUUUUGUAUGACCUGCUGUAUAAAAUAUUGUUGUAUAUAUAAUUAAAUAUUGCUGUGUGUAUGUAUAUAUAUAUAUAUAUAUAUAUAAAAUAUUGACUGAGCUGCGAUGGUGGCUGCACUACAAACGCAUGGAAAAGUUCGAUGUGUCUCCUGAGAUUGAUUCAUGCAUGUCUGCUAUUUUUAUGAAUAAAAAACGUGAAACACUGGGA